Molecule: messenger RNA, 6617 nt
Organism: Neurospora tetraspora
Lineage: Eukaryota; Fungi; Ascomycota; Sordariomycetes; Sordariales; Sordariaceae
Product: putative APC1 protein
Exons: 2
Coding region: 163-6399 (2078 amino acids)
Biological process (GO): protein K11-linked ubiquitination; anaphase-promoting complex-dependent catabolic process; metaphase/anaphase transition of mitotic cell cycle
Cellular component (GO): anaphase-promoting complex
Molecular function (GO): molecular adaptor activity
Source: RefSeq, a predicted model, not a curated record
UGACUUCUCCUUCCAAACAAAACAAAAAGACAAAUGCGCCAGCUUCGAUCACAAACACCUCAGCCUGGACCCAGUCCGCACUCGGUUAUGUGCCAAUCCAGAAAAUGGCUUGACUUUUCCUCUCCAGCAAACGACCAAGUGAUUUGACGACAGACAGACAUCAUGGCGGCGGCCACUUCGCUGGGAGUUCACCAGCCCAUCGGACUGCGACAUGCCAUUGACGAAGGCUUCCUCCCUCCGAACCCUCCCUCUUCGUCCUACACUUGGGAGAUAUUCGUCGACCGACAGCCUCACGCCGACUGCGAAGACGAGCUGUUGACCACCGAUACCUGCGUCAUCUGGUCCCGCGGCGGCAUCUUUCGAAAGAGCUUCAGAUUCGAUAUGGAGAACGAGAAAGUCACCCAGGCUCUCCUCACCUAUUUCCCUACCUCGACAGACUCCCACCCCAUCGUCAAUGCUGCCUCUUCGCGGCCCGAGAAACCCACGACCGGAAACAAACCCGAGAAACAUGACGCGAAGCCACUGCUCGCCCGAGCCCUCGUCGUUUUCCUCAAGACACAAGCCCACAUCUACUUCCUCUCCGGAACCAGCCAUGUCGUCCACAUGCCCUUCGAGGUCGAGUCGGCCUGCGCCGCUCCAAUUGGCGUCAUCAUUCAACGGAAACAGCGAGCGAACAACACCCUGCCCGUGACCUUGCGACUGCCCAAGGUUCCGCCGAACUCCUUCGUCUCGUCACAGCCCUCGUCCAUCUUCAGCCAUACCGGUGCCGAGUUCUCCAUCGAAGGCCUUGGGCGACCCAAGGCGCUCCCCUUAAAGCUGAGCAGCACAUUGGAAAACAUGUGGCAGCCACCCAUGGAGACCCCCGACAGUCCUUGGCCUCGUCUUGUGUGUCUGACAGAUCCCUUGCUCGAAAUCGGUUUGGUAGUCACCCAUCCGGAAAAGCAAAAGACAAACAAGAGACGUCAAGGAGGUUCUCCCACUUCCAACUUCCUCAGUUCAGCCGAAGAGAUUGUCCAUGUCGAAGCAAUCAAGAUACCCGGCUAUGCCUCUGCCUCACAAAGCGAAGCCUGCAUUGCUGUUACCGUUAACAGAGAAAACAGCAUGUACAGCGUCUGGCGCUUGACCUUUCUGGAAAAUGAGGAUCCCUUCAUUGGCAAGAGGAAGAAGAAACCCGUCAAGUCGACUCGCAGACGCAGUUCCAUGGCUCCUGGCAUGCCUAGCGGUGCCAGCACCCCCGUCCACCCCUCCAUCAGAGAUAGCUUCGGUGCUCCUCUGCCCGGGAAGAAGCCUCGCAAAAGCGUCAGGAUCGAUGAGCGGGAAAAAGAAAAGGACAAGGGACGGGCGCUCGAGGGUGUUUUGAAUUCUCUAGACCCCCAGAAAACUGAUGACGCUGCCCGCAGACAGUCUCGUCGAGUAAGCUCUCUGUUGGCCAGAGCUGACUUGUCCGCAUCCCAAGAGAGGGCGAGUUUCUCCGAGCAAACACUACAUGCGGUGCAUGGCGGUAGAAAGGGAGAUUCACUAGGCAGUCAACGGACACGCAUGAGCGGUGCCUACGGCGGUUUACAUCUUGGCGGUUCCUUCAACCAUGGUCUCAACAGCCUAGCCGAGGCACCUGUCGACUCUCUACUCGAGGAGCUCCGUGCUGGUGGUGACUUCGAGGGCUUCCACAAUAUGGGCUUGGAUGAUCAUGAGUUCGAAGGACUAACCCACGAGAUGCUCUUCACAAAGGUCCACAGUUUCCCCAUGGACAACGCCAACGUCCGCUACUCCCUGGCCAACAAGCCAGUCAAGGCGCAGUCCAAAGUGUUCAUCCUCGUCGGUCCUCCUACUGCUACUGACGAGCAGGGUCGUGUCCAGAUUCUUCUUGGUAUCCAGGAUGUUGUCGACAAGAGAUUGCAGCUCCUAACACUGCACGUUCCUCAUCCCGUCCCGGGAUCAACUGUUGAGCCAGCCACGUCAGGACUCUUCUCCAAGAUUCCCAUGGUCUUCAGCGAACUUCGAAGGGCGCAAAACGUCAUUGACUCGUGCAAGAUCUCAGAUGGAAACGAGCAGACCAUCCUCAUUCUCUCCGAAGACAAGGCUGGUGGCAGAGAGCUGAGCUUGCAAUCUCCAUGGAGCCAGCUCACCACCGUGGAUGCGACCCUCCUUCUGCUUGAUCAUGUCAGCAACCUCAGCUACUCGGGAACUCAUAGAACAAGGACGGCAUCGUUGGUCCCCAAGCCAGGCGGGAUUCGCCUGUCCCAGAUCCGCAUUGAUGCAUUAUGCCACAGUUCUCCCCGUGGAGUCAUUGAUCUACUAGAUAAGGACGGCGCAUUCCAUCGCAUCCGCCUCAAACUUUGUCCAUCCUCUUCCCAGGUCCGCAAGGCCUUGGACGUUUGCAAAAGUGUACUUCCUUCUUCACAUGCUGAUCGACUGCUGGCCGGUUGGUGGCAUACUACACAGUGGCUUCGAGUCUUGAACCGACAGGAAGUAACCACUCCCGACCGAGAAUGGUCGUCCUUUGUCGUUCUGUUGCUGGCGAGUUUCAUGGCCCUUGGGCAUACGGACGAAAUAUCGUUGGCCAGGCUCGGCCGUGGCGUCCGUGUUUUUGAGCCGAACAGUAAUUGGGAAGCCAUGGAGUUAUACGCCACCCCGGUGGCAUCUGCCGAUGCACCGUGGAUGCGGAACAAGGGCUGGCAGUGGUUGCUGGAGGAUGGCCUCCUUGACACUAUCCCAUCUAGCCAAGGCCCGCAGCCACUGAGCUUCAUGGCCCGUCAUGUCGAGCUUGCAAAAAGUUACAUUGCAUCUGCCGAAGGCAUGGCAGCGUUUGGUGUUAAUGGCUACCUCCCAACAGCCGUCGAGAGAGAUCGCGACAGUCGCAAUAAGGCAGCCUGGAGCAUGAUGCUUGCGCUUCACCUCCUCGUGGAAGAACAGACAUUGAGUGUCUUGUCCCCUGAAGAAGUCUCGCCUGGUCAGAGUGAUCUUAGGGCGCUACUCUGGCAGCUUGCGAGAUGGCUUGGAUGGCAGCAGUACGAGGAGCUCUACAGCCUUGGUCUACAGGCAGAUCUGGGCACGGAUGAUUCAGCUUUUCUUGCCCAGUUGGCUAUACCUCCACCCGUGUUCAACCCUUGUGUCUUAACCUGGAUCCGGCAGCAUUUCACCACCGAUGAUGGCCCCGAUUUCCUGACGCUUCCUCAAGUCUACGCUACGGCCACCUCUGACGUUCGUGCAAGCAGUCCGAGGGAGGGGGCCUGGCGUAAUAUGACCCCACGCACCUUCAUGUUCAAGAAGCUCUUUGAGCUCCUGAAAACAGCCAAGGACCGUUUCGAAGCAGUAGCAGCCAUGCAUACCGCUGGUUUCACCCCUCAAAUCCUCGAGACGUUACCAGAAGCCAUCUUGACGCCUUUACAAGACUUCAUCUUUAUCUGUCAGCCUAACCCUCCUCUGUCUUGGUCCACUGAGCUGCUCAAGCUGGUAAACCGCACCGACGUCAGCACCAUUCUCAAGCAAGUCAAGAUGUCGAAAGCGAUAGGGUCGGAACUUCAGCCACCUUCACACACGGCGAAAUGGGACUUUCGUAUGCUGUGUCAGCAUUUGGACGACUUACAAGAACAUGGUGAGGAGACUGAUGCCUCGGAGAGGCAACUGGUUGUUCGUACCCUGUUCAGGGAGGACAGGAGACUCAAUGAGGCCCAGAAUCUCUUGUCUUCGGGCAAGUCACGCGUGCUCCGGCUUGAUCCUAAGCCAGAGUGGUCUGAGUCAGAGUACCUGGAGAAGCAAAAGGAGCUAGUUACCACUGUUGCGACCAGCACGCUUGCUAUCCCACCUGGACGUGGCUUGCUGUACUACUCCUUGCGGUACCCGCUACUCACCCAAAAAUAUCACAUCAGUGGUUUCAAUCUUGCAUGCAUCAUCCGGCCUACCAACAAUACCGUCAGUGUUGACAAGAGUCAGUUCACUGAAGAAAAGAUCAACUGGGCUUUCUUCCAUCAGGGCGUUGCCGGCGGGCUUGCGAUAUCGCCACAAGCCAAAGCCAUCGACACCUCUUGGAUCCUCUACAACAAGCCCGGCCAGGACCUCAGCAACCGACACGCAGGCUUCUUGCUCGCGCUCGGUCUGAACGGUCACCUCAAGUCAGUGGCCAAGUGGGUGGCGUUUAAGUACCUUACCCCCAAGCACACCAUGACUUCGAUCGGGCUUCUCCUCGGUCUCGCCGCCUCGUACAUCGGGACCAUGGACUCUCUCAUCACCAGACUGCUGUCUGUCCACGUCACUCGCAUGCUCCCCCGAGGUGCGGCGGAACUGAACCUCUCCAAGCACACCCAAACCACUGGCAUCAUGGGCAUCGGUCUGCUUUACUGCAACAGCCAACACCGGCGCAUGAGCGAAAUCAUGAUGUCGGAAAUUGAGCACGUUGAAGACGGCGAGGAAGAAGACCCUCUCCGUGACGAAUCUUACCGCCUCGCCGCCGGUUUCGCUUUAGGGUUCAUCAACCUUGGCAAAGGCAAUGACCUCAAAGGCCUGCGCGACAUGCGCCUCACCGAGAAGCUGCUUACCAUCGCCACGGCCACCAAGCGCGUCGAACUCGUGCACGUCCUGGACCGCUCCGCUGCCGCCGCUGUUGUUGCUGUUGCCUUGAUCUUUAUGAAAUCGGAGGAUCAUAUCGUGGCACGGAAGAUCGACGUCCCUGACACCGUGCUGCAGUUUGACUACGUCCGUCCUGACAUCCUACUCCUCCGCACAAUGGCCAAGCAUAUCAUCCUCUGGAAGGGCAUCACACCUUCCUUCUCUUGGAUAAAGACAGGGCUUCCACAGGAGUACCAAUCUCGUCACCGCUUGACCUCCACCACUCGUCUACAAAGCAAGGACCUCCCCUUCUUUUCCAUCCUCGCCGGUCUCUGUUUUGCUUUGGGCCUGCGGUUCGCCGGGUCAGGAAAUAUUCAGGUCCGCGAUCUGCUGGUGCACUACCUCGAUGAAUUCAUGCGCCUCGUCUCAAUGCCAAAGAGCAACUUUGAUGCGGAGCUUGCUCGCUCAAACGCGCGCAUGUGCAUGGACAUGUUAGCCCUUUCCUGCGCGACGGUGAUGGCGGGCACCGGCGAUCUGGUGAUUCUCCGCCGGCUCCGGGCGCUUCAUGGGAGAGAUGACAAGGAAACGACUUACGGGAGUCAUAUGGCUUGUCACAUGGCUAUCGGAGCCUUGUUCCUCGGUUACGGCACCGCUACCUUUGGGAACAGCGACCUGGCCGUCGCGGCGCUGAUUGUUGCUUUCUAUCCCAUCUUUCCGGCAACGGUUCAGGAUAACAGAGCUCACCUGCAAGCCUUCCGCCACUUUUGGGUGCUGGCAACAGACCCACGCUGCCUUGUAGCCAAGGAUGGGGCCACUGGUCAGAGUCUGAACGUCCCUGUUCUCAUCUCCCUUAGACGCAACAGUCCAUCAGCCCGCGCCGCCGCGGCGAACUCUGCCAUUGACUCUCUCUUCGAGUCCUCAUCGGAGGGUGUCGUCAUCCGCCGCCAAACCCCUUGCCUGUUACCACCCCUAGACGACGUCCUACGCGUCACGACGGAUGCUGGGCAGCAGGGCUACUGGAACCUGACCAUCGACUUCGAAACGAACCCCAGUUUGGUGGAACAGUUUAAGGAGAACCAGACCCUGUGUUUGAGGAGAAGGCCAGCGUUUGAGGCACCCUUUCCUGCUACUUUGCGUGCUUUGGGACGAGGGGUGGGUCCGCUUGCAGAAGAUGGGCAGUCGAGGGAUCCGUUUGAGUGGGUUUUUGGACUGAGUGCUGGUGCUGAGGGUAGUGAACUGGAUGUCACGAGUGGCACGGGUGGCAAUGCUGCCAGUGCUAAUGGCCACGGCAUGGGCAGCGAGCUUGGAGAGUUGGCAAAGCUGACCCACGCUGAAAGAGCAGUGGUCAUGGACCGCCUCGGCUCCGGCGGCGGCGUUGGCGAAGGCGAAGGCGCCACGACCUUCGUCGAUGCCCGUCUUGUGCUUGAAAAUGAUCUGACCGGAGGUGGCAUGCCGAGCCGAGAGAAACUCCUGGGUCUCCGAUUGUUGUUUGAAUGGAUGGAACGGCGGCAAUCACUGGCUGUUCAGUCCCCUGCUUCUGCCGCUUUACCUGCGUUGGGUACAUUGCCCGAAACACCGGCGGCGGAUAUUGCGACAGCGGGCCGGACAACUGGGAAGGGGAAGGCUAAAGCCCGAGCAGCACAUGCAGGGCACGGACCCACGACCAGGAGCAAAGGCAAAGGGAAGAAGGCAUCUGUCGAAGAGGAGAAGGAUCAUGGUUUGCCGAACUGGGAUGAGUUGCGUGAGGGCUCUGGCUAUGGAGUCGCGUUAGGGAAUAGCUGGUGGAUGAGGGAUAGUGUCAUUGAGGAUUUGAAGGGAAGGGCUUGGUUGGUCGGGCGGGAGGGAGAGGCCUGAUAUUGAUGAGUGAUGGAUAUGAUCAUGAGUGAUGAGUUAUGGAAUUAUACCUGCUAGUGAUGGGAGGUGGCAUUGUGGGAGUGUUGUACCGUAAAAUGAUCCGGUUCCGUCGGAAAGAUCGCAGUGUGCCGACGACGAACCAACUCGGACAAAUUAUCGUAUAGCCCAAGUUUUAAACUAGCAUCUACGGUAGUGGAAACAUCGAUGAUGAGUUUAGG